AUGAAUGAGCUACUCUGGCGAUUAAACUCGUAUAACUAUGGCGAGAGCCCUUCUGGCUACUACGGCGGUGGUCAGCACUACCAUGCGAACUACAGAGGUGAGAGCUACGCCCCACAGCGAGGGGGUUACUACAACGGGGGUCGCGGCGCGCACUCCGAUGGCUAUGCCAACCGCUACGAGAAGCGCCACAACUCCGGCUCGCGCGACCGGUGGACGCCUUCUUUGGCGCAGGGCGAGCGCCCUCUCGAGGCCCCCGCGCCGCCAUCUCCCGCGUAUGAGCCGGCCCGCCCCGCGCCCUCCAGGUUCCGCUCCACGGAGUCGCCAUUUUACUACCUCACGGGUCUUGACCAGUCCUCGGAAAACGAACAAGAGCUCCUACGGAUACGCAACCUUUUCAAAGAAGACGACUCCAUCGACGCCAGGUUGCAGGAGCAGAAGCUGCAGCUGUGCAAGAGCGAGCUGGAACUGGGCCUGCUGAGCACUCAGUGCGAAAAGGACGCCCUCAACGUCCAACUGACCCAGGAAAACCUCGACGCGCUGCUUUUGAUGCAGUGA
Molecule: messenger RNA, 555 nt
Organism: Lachancea thermotolerans CBS 6340
Lineage: Eukaryota; Fungi; Ascomycota; Saccharomycetes; Saccharomycetales; Saccharomycetaceae
Gene: LGE1
Product: Lge1p
Exons: 2
Coding region: 1-555 (184 amino acids)
Source: RefSeq, a predicted model, not a curated record